Messenger RNA from Metarhizium album ARSEF 1941, 1311 nucleotides. Its product is annotated as WD40 repeat-like-containing domain protein. Gene Ontology annotation, molecular function: protein binding. The record is from RefSeq and is a predicted model, not a curated record. NCBI's taxonomy places the organism in Eukaryota, Fungi, Ascomycota, Sordariomycetes, Hypocreales, Clavicipitaceae. The transcript has a single exon. The coding region runs from base 1 to 1311 and encodes 436 amino acids.
AUGGAGAACCCGAGGGCCAUAUCGUCUACGGAGCGUGUGCUGCUUGACCGGCCCCCCAGCUGUUUGCAGUUUUGUCCCGUCAACCACUCGUGUUUCGUGGUUGGAACCUAUAAUUUACAGAGCCUGGAUCCGACGGAACCGCAACAAGACUUACCAGAAAGAAGCACGUUCAAGAGGCCACAGAGUCGAAACGGUAGCUUAGUGCUUUUCCACUUGGCCGGUGACAAGCUGUAUGUUUCCAUUGGAGGUGGUGGGCAGUGCAGAGAGAUAAGCCUGGCCUAUUUCAAAAGCCUGGAGACUCUGAACCGAAAAGGUUGGGCUGACGACGUAACCAGGGUGAAGCUCCAAACGGAACCACAGCCGUCAGCGGUCCUAGAUGUUCGCUUCCACCCAACCCGGAGACAGCCGCAGAGUGUCUUCGCCGUUGUAUCUAGUACUGGCACGCUGGCUAUUUAUCGUCUCAACCCAGGUAGAGGUCCAGCGAUGGAGCAUGUCGCCACGAGUCGGUGUGGCGAUUUGGAAGAGGAUAUUUUGUUUUUGCAAUGCAGCUGGCAUCCUUCCAUUGAUAACCUGGUGGCGAUUACUACUUCGACCGGCCUUGCGCGCUUGUUGCAUCUGGACAGUGCCUGGUCUAUCCAGGGCUGGACGGACUUGGACAUCCAAAACAACCUGGAAGCCUGGUCGAUUUGCUUCUCCAAAUCAGACAACAGCAGGGGUGAAACGGGCGAGCCGACAACGGUCUAUUGUGGCGGUGACGACUCCAUACUGAGAUACACGACGUGUUCUCUGGUCCAGGGCGGCAAUGAUGCAAAAAUAGGGUCUUUCCCCGCCUCCAUAGCUCUGAAAGGGAUGCACAAUGCCGGUGUCACUGCGAUUCUACCCCUCUCGGCUUGGACACCAGCUGGUUGGCGGGUUGUCGUUACGGGGAGUUACGAUGAUCUGCUUCGAGUCUUGGCUAUACAUGAUCCGCAUGAAACCCACGGGGCAAAGCUGGCGCAUUCAUUGACAGAGAUUGAUCUGGGCGGUGGCGUAUGGCGGCUGGAUUUGAUCGACUUGAAGUCAGGCUUGUGUGGAAAGGCUUCUGUCCACAUCAUCCUCUUGGCGUCCUGCAUGCAUGCUGGGGCCAGAGUAGUGGAAAUCGGAACCGAUGACGGCCAGUGUUGGCGAAGCUCGGUUCUUGCAAAGUUUGAAGAGCAUCAGAGCAUGAACUACGCCUCUGACUGUGUAUACAACCCUCACGAGCGUAGAGUGACGUGCGUGUCGACAAGUUUUUACGACAGGCUCAUGUGUCUGUGGACGCAUAAACUAUGA